Molecule: messenger RNA, 1093 nt
Organism: Rhizopus microsporus ATCC 52813
Lineage: Eukaryota; Fungi; Mucoromycota; Mucoromycetes; Mucorales; Rhizopodaceae
Exons: 6
Coding region: 79-1059 (326 amino acids)
Biological process (GO): response to oxidative stress; heme catabolic process; heme oxidation
Molecular function (GO): heme binding; heme oxygenase (decyclizing) activity
Source: RefSeq, a predicted model, not a curated record
GCGUUUUAGCUUAUUAUCAAUAAUUAACGGUUUUCGGCAGAACUUCCCUCUUGUGAUGAAGGUAUUACGCUUGUCAAGAUGCUCAAUCAAUUCCUUCAACGAACGGAGCUGGAGCAUCUUGUUACACCCGAGUCACCAAAGCAACCAGAACCAGAGGUACUUGAAAAUCCCGAACUUGCUUCUGCCAUGCGCGAAGGAACCAAGGUUAUUCACCGUGCUGCAGAAACUAGUGUGUUUACAAAACGUUUCCUCAAAGGUGAUAUUAAUACAGAUGAGUAUGGUAGAUACAUCAACUCUUUGUAUUUUGUCUACAGAUAUAUGGAAGGACUACUUGAAGAAUAUAAAGAACAUCCAGUUGUCAAAUUAAUUUACUUCCCAAUAGAAUUAAAUAGACGAGAGGCUCUCGAAAAAGACUUGGCAUUCUUUUAUGGACCAGAUCGUGUUGAAGAGCUGACCAAGCCCGAAACGAUGACACCAGCAGUUAGAAAGUAUGUAUCUGCCAUGAGAGAUGCCUGUAACCAGGAUCCUGCUCUCUUAAUUGCCCAUAGCUACUCAAGAUAUCUUGGUGAUUUGAGCGGUGGUCAAAUACUUGCCAAGCGUUUGAAAAAGCACAUUCUAAAGCUGGAUGAAAAGGAUGGUGAAUGGGACUCUGCCGACGGAUUAAACUUUUAUUACUUUAAUAACCUAGGAAAUCAAGCAGAAUUCAAGAAUUUUUACCGUGAGCGUUUGAAUGCUGCCAAAGUGACUGCAAAGACUAGAGAACUCAUUGUGACCGAAGCUGUUAAGUCAUUCGAGUUAAAUAUUACCUUGUUUGAUGAAAUCCAGGAACUAUCGGAAGCUGGUCUAUUGGCCGUGACAUCCUAUAAACCAGAUCAGCAAGAAGAAGCAAUUGUUACUCUAGAAGAGAUUGAUAUCUUGCAAAAGAAUGGAGCUGACAAGAUGGAGCCUAUUAAGGCAGAAAAGCGUAGCAAGUCAACUUAUAUCAAGUGGCUCACAGUGACUGUUGCUGCUGUGGCCAUUGGCACUGCAGUGUAUCGUAGAUAUUUUAAACGUAAUUAAGAAUUUAUUCAAAAAUAAAUAAGCUUAAAGCAUU